AUGUUCCUGAGUGGGUUCGUCCUCAUGCACCUGACACUCUGGGAUCGGUGUGGAUACGUUGGAGAUCCCGACGAAGCUCUGAGAUGGAAUAUGAACCUCAUAUAUCCCAGUCUCUGCAACAAUUUCAGCGACGCGUCAUUCGAAAAGCUCAUGCACGACACGCCGCAGCUGCAUGGCCUGACACUGGCAUCAAGACCCAACCCGAAGUAUCUGCACAUGGUCUCCUGGAACACGCUGCGAACUGCAUUGUCCGCUCCCUCCAUGCGAGAGUUCAAUCUGCGCCACCAUCUUGUCGAGUCCCCCCACGCGUGUUUCGAAGAUCCUACCUUCACUCCUGCACCUCUCACCGCGUUUCGGUGCACCAUCCGAGACGUACGCCCAGGCCCUCGCGCGUAUCCGGCGGAAGCCGAACUUCUCGGGUUCGUCCUCGACAAGCUACGUAGCUCGCUCGAAAUCCUUUCACUUUCGAGCGAUAUAGCGCCUUACCACACGCUAAGAAGGGAGGAGUGGCCUCGUCUACAGUCGUUGAGCCUCUACGGUGAUGCGCCUGCCCCCACGCGCUCUACUCUUCUGCUCAGAGCUCUAGAGCAGAUGCCUCAACUCCGCUCCCUGCGGUUCACACUCGCACUCCUCGAAGGUUGCGGAGAUCGCGUGCUCAUAUGGCCUCCGGACGUGGAUCCGCCACGCACUCGAACGCUACCGCUUCUGGAGGAACUUGCGGUUACCUAUCCGAAUCUUCAAGAUCGGCUCUACUCGCACCUGCCGUCGUCUCUACGGAGCCUCUCUUUGGAGGAUUUCGCUCCUUACACCAGCCACGCUUUGGGCGCCGGACGACAAUCGUAUGAUGAUGCGGGACGAUCGAAUUCAACCUUGCCAUCGUCCGAGAUCUUGGCGAUUCUACGCCACUGUCCUACAUCCUCUACGCGCUCCUUUAGUGUUGACUAUCACGUCGACGGUGCAGAGGGCGCACUACUAGCGUACAUCGCCACUGCGUUUCCAAACCUCGAGACUCUCCAACUGCGUCGGUAUCGCGCUCAAGAUGCGGAAGAAUCGCAGGAGGACUGCGCCAUGAGCGUCGCACGAGCAUUGGCACCGCUCACGCGGCUCAAGACGCUGCGGAUCCAUCUUGACGUUGUGCCUUCUCCGACACUCAUAACGGGGUGCUUCGGUGGCCUGCUUUUCGACCCCAUGUCGAUGGAUGCGUACCGGGGAAACCUUCGCGCGCUCAUGGAUAUAAUGGUGCCGAUGUUGUCCCCCGCUUUGCGGACAGUCAGGAUGUUGGUACCGUCACCAGAUCUGAAAAGUGCUCCGCACUGGGCCACGAUUCGCGUCCUCCGAACCGACAGCAAGGAUUGGGACAAGGUCGAUUAUGGCGAUUCAAGCGGACAUGGCUUCGAGCUAAUGCCUCAUUACCAAUGGGAGAACGAAGGGCAUUGGGAGGACGACCCCGAGAGCGACCACUGGUGGCGGUAUAGCUGA
This is a messenger RNA of Trametes versicolor FP-101664 SS1, 1479 nucleotides long. RefSeq lists its product as uncharacterized. The transcript is spliced from 4 exons. The record is from RefSeq and is a predicted model, not a curated record. Bases 1 to 1479 code for a protein of 492 amino acids. Lineage: Eukaryota; Fungi; Basidiomycota; Agaricomycetes; Polyporales; Polyporaceae.